Messenger RNA from Mercurialis annua (annual mercury), 2114 nucleotides. Its product is annotated as plant UBX domain-containing protein 8. The coding region runs from base 174 to 1871 and encodes 565 amino acids. Gene Ontology annotation, molecular function: ubiquitin binding. The record is from RefSeq and is a predicted model, not a curated record. The transcript is spliced from 10 exons. Lineage: Eukaryota; Viridiplantae; Streptophyta; Magnoliopsida; Malpighiales; Euphorbiaceae.
UAGUAGAACAUUGGAGAAACUUCACCGUUUCACCUAAAUUACACAUACUCCCCAUUUACUUCCCUCAUUAUUCAAUUUCACCCCAAAUUAUAUAUAUUUAUUAUCUCUUCCUCUUCCCAUAAAUAAAAUUUCCAAAAACUCAACCCCAUAUUUUGAUUCUGAUACAAGAUAUAAUGGCUACGCCUAAUCAAGAAGCAAUCGACACAUUUAUCAGCAUCACUGGGGCUACUCAAGCUCUUGCCCUUCAAAAGCUUGAGGAGCAUCAUGGUGAUCUUAAUGCAGCUAUCAAUGCACAUUUCAACGACGGCGAUAGAAGCACUGCUCGUGAAGCUCCUACUGUUGCCCCACAUGAUGAUCUUAUGGAGAUAGAUGAUCCAAAUGAAGUGGCACCUAGGAGAAAUCCUUUGUCACUUCUAUCUGAAGCUACUUCGAUGAACCCUUUCUCACUUCUUGAUCCCAAUUUUCGUAGCCUAUUUGAUGGUGGUUCCAAUUUUACAAGUCAUGCGCCGUUUGUUUCUCAUCCAAGAGAGAGGAGAGAGAUACCUAUAGAGGUCAAGGAUGAUACUGCUGCAUCUGGCGGCUCUGGUAGUACACCUAUCAUUGAGGAUGUAACUGGAACUGUGCUUGAACAUGGCCCCAUUGUAAGUGGAACUGUCAUAGUUGAUGAUGAUGAAGAUGAUGAUAUUCCGGCUAACCAAACUGGUAGGGCUGCAACAUGGACAGAGCAGAGAGGCGAUGUUUCUGCUGACAAUGCUCUUCAGAGACAUGCUAUACCUAGUGCUCCUGAUUUUGAUAAUGUUGCUGACUAUAGCAAUGAUAUAGAAGAAGAGAUGAUUCGAGCUGCUAUAGAGGCUUCAAGACGAGAGGCUGAGGAAGCAGAGCGAGAGAAAGCAUUGCGUGAGUUGAGGGGAAAAGUUGGAGCUUCAGAAAUUGGAGCUUCUAAACCAGAUGAAGUGGAGCUGGGAACAGUAAUGGCAUCAAACGGCAGGGUGAGGACUGGAAGCAUUUCUAUACAAGAUGAAGCUGAAGAUCUAGAGGAGCAACCCCUAGUUAGGCAUAGAUCAAGGCGCACAUCUUCUGGCUCUUUGGAUUCUUCCAGAGAAGUUGCGGCCGUUGAGGAUAGUCCGCCAUCAAGUCCUGGACAGAAUAAUUUAAACAGUCGUCCUCAGCACAACGGAAAUGCCUUCUCUGAUGAGUGGGGAGGCAUCUCUUCUGAAGAACAUGAUGAAGCUGUCAUGCUGGAAGCUGCAAUGUUUGGUGGGAUACCUGAAGAGACUGGAUAUCAACCUCCAUAUGCACCUCAUCAAUUCAUGCAAGCUGAAGGCCCUUAUUCACGGAGGACGCCUCGUCCUCCAUCACCAUCCUUGCAAGCUCAGCGUUUGAUCCGUGAACAGCAGGAUGAUGAGUACCUCGCAGCAUUGGCUGCUGACAGGGAAAAGGAGAUGAAGGCCAUGGAGGAAGCAGAAGCUCUUCGUUUACAGGAAGAAGCAGCUAGGAAAGCUGCUCUUGAAGAAGAUAGACAGAAAGAGGAGGAAUCUCGCAGAAAAUUGGAGGAAGAGCAGGAAUUUGAAAGACUGUUGGCAGCAAAAGAAGCUUCUCUGCCUCAGGAACCUCCAUCUGAUGAUGAGAAUGCUGUAACACUCUUGGUGAGGAUGCCUACUGGCGCUCGAUGCGGCCGCCGAUUUCUCAAGUCUGACAGUUUACGUUCACUUUUUGACUUCAUUGAUAUUGCAAGGGUGGUCAAGCCCAGUUCUUACAGACUGGUGAGACCAUACCCAAGGCGUGCUUUCAGCGAUGGAGAUAGUGAAUUGACGCUGAACGAACUCGGCCUUACCAGCAAACAGGAGGCUCUGUUUCUGGAGUUGAUCUAAAACUGAGGAAUCUGUCAAAACUGUAGAAAUUGCUGGUUUGAAGAUUUAUUAUUUUGAAAAUUUGAAGUGAUACAUCAAAAUGGGGAAAUUAUAUUUGGGUUCGGUACUGUUCGAAAAAUUUGAUGAAAUUUGAGUAGUAGCUGAAUGCAUUCAAUCCUACUCAAGGGGCAGUGCAAAGGAAUGUUCUUUUUUGUACAUAUUUAGUAAUUGAAAAUAUUAAAUUAUUGGAUAGAAUUUCUUCAA